Spea bombifrons (plains spadefoot toad) is the source of this 3796-nucleotide messenger RNA. It is a transcript of the gene WHRN, whose product is annotated as whirlin. Gene Ontology annotation, cellular component: photoreceptor inner segment; stereocilia ankle link complex; stereocilium tip. Bases 102 to 3125 code for a protein of 1007 amino acids. The record is from RefSeq and is a predicted model, not a curated record. Gene Ontology annotation, biological process: sensory perception of sound; auditory receptor cell stereocilium organization. Gene Ontology annotation, molecular function: protein binding. NCBI's taxonomy places the organism in Eukaryota, Metazoa, Chordata, Amphibia, Anura, Pelobatidae. The transcript is spliced from 13 exons.
CCCAUUGAAGUUUGGUAUGCAGAAGUGCCUCAUGAUACAGAUUCAACCCUUCAAAGUGGCCGAAAACAACAUACUCUGACGUCUCCUCCAGCCUUUGGGCAAUGAAUUCUGAACCAGGAGCUCUUCGCCCCUCACCGGGGGGAACCAUCCACCAGUCUCAAGGUGGCUCCAUCCUUCAUUUUCCUGGAGGCUCCAUCCAUUCUUCCUCUUCUGGUUCAAUCAGCUCAGGAGAUGUGGGGCGUGUAUUGUCCUCAAAUGUUCGGCGGCUGCAUGGUGCCCUGACCCGACUGCUCAGUGACCAGGAACGGGAGCAGCUUCUGCAUUGUCUGAGACUGUACCACUCUCGCCGAAACGUAUAUGAUCUGGUGAGGACCCUACGCCUCAUAUUGCGGCCUCAGGAUCAGAGACAGCUAUUCCCCAUGCUGCGCCUUGUUAUCCCACGCUCUGACCAACUACUAUUCGACCAGUAUACCUCCGAAGGCCUCUAUAUAAAGGAUUUGCCAGCUGGGCAAUCUGGUUAUAGUUCAGUUCUAUCUGAUGGGGUGUCAGGGUUCAGCACACCAGUAUAUGGCACAGGUCCUGCAUUCAGCAGCCCAGUUCCAGGAACAACCCCAUCCAACAGUAUCCCAGUAACAGGAACAUCUCCUGCCUUCACUAUUUCAGUACCAGAGACAGCCUCUGCCUUGAGAGUUCCAGCACCAGGGACAGCUCCUUCCUCCAGCGCACCAAUGCCUGGGGCAGCGCCUGCGCUUAGUACGCAGACACUUGGAGCCAUUCUAACCCCUGGGGUUCCGUAUGCUGGGGCACAUGCAGGUUUUAGCAACUCCACCCCGGGGACCUCCACACCUGAAGUCCGCCAAGUCAUAUUGAAAAGGAACCGGAACCAAGAGGGUCUGGGGUUCAGCAUCCGUGGCGGCAUUGAACAUGGGAUUGGCAUCUACGUGUCACUGGUAGAACCUGGCUCACUGGCAGAAGAGGAAGGAUUAAAAGUUGGGGACCAGAUUCUGAAAGCUAAUGGCCGAUCCCUUGACAAAGUGAGCCACGCAGAAGCAGUGAAGGCACUGCGGGGCUUUCAGAAGUUGGUUCUGUCUGUUCUCUCAUCCGGCCGAGUACCUAGUGGACAUGUGUCCAGUCAUAUAUACACCUGGGUUGACUCGCAAGGCCGUAGUGUCUCCCCACCAGGAGGUCCCACGCACCUUCACAGCCCAUCGAUGGUGGGCCAGGACAAAGAGAAGAGGAGUAAUUUACAGCUGCUGCAGGAUGGAGACGAGAAGAAGGUGAACUUGGUGUUGAGAGAGGGGAGCUCACUUGGGUUACUGAUACGAGGAGGCGCUGAGUAUUCCCUUGGGAUUUAUAUCACUGGAGUGGACCAAGGCUCGGAAGCUGAAAGUGCUGGACUAAAGGUGGGAGAUCAGAUUCUAGAUGUAAAUGGUCUCAGCUUCCUCUCUAUCCCACACGAUGAAGCCGUACAAAUUCUUCGUUCUGCCCGACACCUUAUGAUGACCGUCAAGGAUGUUGGUCGUGUCCCCCAUGCGCGGACUAUUGUGGAUGAGACUCAGUGGCUCACCAGUUCCUACACUGGAAAUGGAGACCCACCGUCUACAACCGGGGCUCCGUGGAACCACUCUGAGACCCAGGCAAAGCCAGUGUUUUAUCGUGGCCCGACUGGAUCACAGGUUACUCUGAGCAGUCUGGGAAACCAGAACUUGGUUGUUUUGGAGGAGAGGGCACGGAUGCUCUUGACCGAGCCAGAGAGAAGCACCAUGUACUACUACCUCCAACAGUACAAAGAGAGACAUAUCCCGGUGCAAGCCCUGAUCAUGGCUAUGUUUGAGCUGCUCAACACUCAAGCCAAGGUAAUUUCAGAGGGGUUCUCCCUCUUGUCUGAGAUCCGACCCCAGAUCUCCCCGCAGGAUCUGGCUCUGUUUGACAAUAUGGUGUUGAAGAAGGAGAUUGAGUCAAUGAAAUCCCGACAGCUUUCGGCAGACGCAAUCUCUGUCCUGUCUCAGAGUCCAAGCAUUUCAUCCACAGAAAGCCAACAAACUGCCAGGGAACGUCUCCUCUGGCUGCUGGAUGUUAUGGAGAAUGGAAAGGACCCUGAAGGGAGUGUAGACUCUGGGAGCCUCACUCAGACCACUCUGCCUGAUAUCUCCCUGGAUGAUGUUGGUUCACUUCUUGAAGAACCACCAACAUUCCAACCAGUUCCACCUCCAACCACUGAACGUCAGCCACCUUCAAUGCGGAAGCAAGGUGGAGAGCGAGCAGAGCGUCCCUCCUCUGGGUCAUCUCAUUCAGGGCUUUUCUUCACUGUGCCCUCCAAUCCCAGCCCACCAUUGCCAUCUGUUACUACACCUUCCGCUUCCCCUCAAACCCAAAACUCAAACAAAGCAAUUUAUGCCUCCAUCUCCCCCAAAACUCCUAAAACACCUGCUCCACAGCUGGCUCUGGUCACGCAGGUGCCGCUCACACCGUUCCCUAGGGUGCAGUCCCCUUCGCAGCUAAAAGUGACACCCGAGAGCCCCACUCAGCCUCCCAUGCCAUCUCACGGUACUGCCGCAGACACGCAGAACAGUCAACAUUUCGUGAUGGUUGAGGUUCAUCGCCCCAAUAGUGAACCCGAUGUGAAUGAAAUCCGAGCUGUACCCCAAACACGAGCCGUCCUGCCACUCUCCCCCCCAGCCUCCCUCUCUCAGCUCUCAGACAGUGGGCAGACACUCAGUGAGGACAGCGGAGUGGACGCAGGAGAAGUUGGAGGGGGCAGCAAAGACAGCAGCCCUCAGCCCCAGAAAUCCAAAGGCUCGGAGGCGAUGGCUAAACCGCCAGGUUUGCUGGAGCCAACUGCAACCCUAAUACGUGUCAUGAAAACUGCACCUACCUUGGGCAUAGCCAUUGAAGGAGGAGCCAAGACACGCCAACCACUGCCACGUAUUGUGACUAUACAGCGAGGAGGCUCUGCACACAACUGCAGCAAGCUUAAGGUGGGCCAAGUUAUUCUAGAAGUGAACGGGAUCUCCCUGCAGGGUAAGGAACACCGAGAAGCAGCCAGGAUCAUCGCCGAAGCCUUCAAGACCAAAGAGAAGGACCACAUGGACUUUCUGGUCACAGAGUUUAACGUGUCUCUAUAGUAGGCCCUUGGGAUGUUCUGAUCAGAGUAUGACCCAACCAGGGCUCCGUGCCACGAGAAACAUGUACUAUAUGCUACUGUGCAUACUGUGUAGCUGCCAUCUGUGUGCUCUUGCUGCGUAAGUGGUCCUGCCAUUACAGCGUAUGGCUUUCGCAUCCACAGAGAGCGUGAUAAUCAACGCAGAGCUGGGGGGUUAGAGAGGCUAGCAUCAAUAAGUGGUAAGGGACAUCGCGGAGAAUAGGUAGCAAGAGAUUCAAACCAAAAGUGGUAAAAGCUAUCCACAGGAAGAAAGUACAGGCCAUUAACAGUACAGACUAGACAGAGAUAACACCAUCAACGAGAGGAGUCCCAAGUGAUAAAUCAGAGUAGAUAGGUGUAUACACUAGACAUGAGAGCAGAGGAAAAGCUGCUCAGACAUAAGAUACGAUAUAGGAGGACGGAGAGAGCUGCUGGUUGGCUUGUCUAUACGACACAGCGCAGGUCCCGUCACCGUACUACUGCUCUGUGUCUGUCCGAUUCUUUGCAGGGAGUAAAGUGUCCUUUCCCCCCACCCCAUCCAUCCGGCUACAGUGUGUGCGUGAUGUGCAGCCCACGCUGGGAACAUUUGUGUAAAAUCUAUGUAAUUACAGAGCUCGUCACUUUAAUUUUUCAAUAAACCUCAUAUAAAUCAAA